Molecule: messenger RNA, 4571 nt
Organism: Ailuropoda melanoleuca (giant panda)
Lineage: Eukaryota; Metazoa; Chordata; Mammalia; Carnivora; Ursidae
Gene: PML
Product: PML nuclear body scaffold
Exons: 9
Coding region: 119-2761 (880 amino acids)
Biological process (GO): innate immune response; intrinsic apoptotic signaling pathway in response to DNA damage; suppression of viral release by host
Cellular component (GO): PML body; nucleoplasm
Molecular function (GO): zinc ion binding
Source: RefSeq, a predicted model, not a curated record
GUGAGCACCGCCCCUUUCGGACCUGCUGGGGAGACUGGCUUCGGGCGCCUGCUUCUCGUUCCGCUUCCCCUCCCGCCCCUGUAGCUCAAAGCCGAGAAUCGAAACUGUGCUGUGAUCCAUGCAGCAAGAGCCUGCACCCGCCCGAUCUCCAGGUCCCCAGCAAGACCCCGCACUUCCCCACACGCCCACCAUGCCUCCCCCGGAGUCCGUCCCCGAAGGCCACCAGCCCAGCCCCAGCCACAGCCCCACGGAGCAAGCCUUUGAGGAGGAGUUCCAGUUCCUGCGCUGCCAGGGCUGCCAGGCAGAAGCCAAGUGCCCCAAGCUGCUGCCUUGUCUGCACACGCUGUGCUCGGGAUGCCUGAAGGCGCCGGACAUGCGGUGCCCGAUCUGCCAGGCGCCCGGGCCCCUAGGUGCUGACUCACUGGCCCUGGAUAACGUCUUCUUCGAGAGUCUACAGCGGCGCCUGUCGGUGUACAGGCAGAUCGUGGACGCGCAGGCCGUUUGCGCCCGCUGCAAAGAAUCUGCGGACUUCUGGUGUUUCGAGUGCGAGCAGCUCAUCUGUGCCAAGUGCUUCGAGGCGCACCAGUGGUUCCUCAAGCACGAGGCCCGGCCCCUGGCGGAGCUCCGCAGCCAGUCGGUGCGGGAGUUCCUAGAUGGCACGCGCAAGACCAACAACAUCUUCUGCUCCAACCCCAACCAUCGCACCCCGAUGCUGACGAGCAUCUACUGCAGAGGCUGCUCCAAGCCGCUGUGCUGCUCGUGCGCGCUUCUGGAUAACAGCCACAGCGAGCUCAAGUGCGACAUCAGCACCGAGAUCCAGCUGCGGCAGGAAGAGCUGGACACCAUGGCGCAGGCGCUGCAGGAGCAGGACCGCGUCUUUGGCGCGGCGCACGCGCGCAUGCGCUCGGCCGCCAGCGAGCUGGGCCGCGUGCGUGCGGAUACCGAGGAGCUGAUCCACACCCGCGUGCGCCAGCUGGUGGCGCACGUUUUGGCCCAGGAGCAAGAGCUGCUGGAGGGGGUGAACGCGCAAUACCAGCGCAGCUAUGAAGAGAUAGCGGGCCAGCUGGGCCGCCUGGAAGCUGUGCUGCAGCGCAUCCGCAUGGGCGGUUCGCUGGUGCAGAGGAUGAAGCGCUACGCCUCUGACCAGGAGGUGCUGGACCUGCACGGUUUCCUGCGCGAGGCGCUCAGCCGCCUGCGCCAGGAGGAGCCCCAGAACCUGCAGACCACUGUGUGCACCGACGGCUUCGACGAAUUCCAAGUGCGCCUGCAGGAACUCGUCUCCUGCAUCACUCAGGGGGCAGAUGCAGCUGUACCCAGGCGAGCCGGCCCAGAAGCUGCCAGCACUCCCAGGGACUCUCUUGACAUUGACCCGCCAGAGGAGAUGCAAAGGACUCAGGCCCAGGCCCCGGGGCUGGCUGAGACCCAGACUGUGACUUUGGUGCAGCCGGUGCCUGGGGUACACCCGGUGCCGGUACACGCCUACUCCAUCAAAGACGCCUCCUGCGAAGAGGAGGUCUGCAACACAGUCACGCCCCAGAAGAGGAAGUCCUGCCAGACUGAGUGCUCCAGGAAGGCCAUCAAGAUGGAGUCUGAGGAGGAGAGGGAGAUACGGUUGGCCCGGAGCUCCCCCGAGCAACCCAGGCCCAGCACCUCCAAGGCAUUCUCACCACCCCACCUGGAUGGGCCCUCCAGCCCUGAAAGCCCCAUUGUGGGAAACGAGGUCUUUCUGCCCAACAGCAACCAUGCGGCCGGCGACCCCGGGGAGGCAGAGGAACGCGUCGUGGUGAUCAGCAGCUCGGAAGACUCAGAUGCUGAAAACUCGUCCUCCCGAGAGCUGGAUGACAGCAGCAGCGAGUCCAGUGACCUCCAGCUGGAGGGCCCCAACUCCCUCAGGGUCCUGGACAAGAGCCUCGCCGACCCCCAAGCAGAAGACAGGCCCCUGGUUUUCUUUGACCUCAAGAUUGACAGUGAAACCCAGAAGAUUAGCCAGCUGGCGGCCGUGAACCGGGAGAGUGAGUUCCGCGUGCUCAUCCAGCCCGAGGCCUUCUUCAGCGCGUACUCCAAGGCCGUCUCCCUGGAGGUGGGGCUACAGCACUUCCUUGCUUUUCUGGGCUCCAUGCGCCGCCCCAUCCUGGCUUGCUAUAAGCUGUGGGGACCCGGCCUCCCCAGCUUCUUCCAGGCCCUGGAAGACAUGAACAGGCUGUUGGAGUUUCAGGAGGCCGUCGCGGGCUUCCUGGCCGUGCUGCCCCUCAUCCGGGAGCAGGUGCCCGGGGCCGGCAGCUUCAAGCUCCAGAGUCUGGCCAAGACCUACCUGGCGAGAAACAUGAGCGAACGCAGUGCCCUGGCCGCCGUGCUGGCCACGCGGGACCUGUGCCGGCUCCUCGACAUCGGCCCGGGCCCCCAGCUAGCUCAGCACGUCUACUCCUUCAGCAGCGUGCAGUGCUUCGCGUCCCUGCAGCCGCUGGUGCGGGCGGCCGCCCUGCCCCGCGCCCAGGCCCGCCUCCUGGCCCUCCACAACGUGAGCUUCGUCGAGCUGCUGGCCGCACACCGCCGCAACCCCCAGCAGGGCCUGAGGAAGUAUAGCCGCUACCUGAGCCUGCCGUCCGCCUCGUCGCCCCCCGUGCAGCACGCCGUCAGCCUCCAGGCUCUGAGCGCCUACUUCAGAGGCCUGCCCGAGGAGCCCGUCGCGGCCCGGGCAGAAGGCGUCUCUGCUGCUGUCGCUGGCCGCAGCCUGGCAGAGAGGGUGUGCCAGCAGAGCUGAGAGGAGGCCCAGACUGGCUGCGAAUCUCUGGGGAUAGAGAGGGCCGGGGUCCCUGAGCCAGCCCCCACCCCCGGCCCGCCUGUCACAGCAUUUCCAAGUCCUGGCCCCCAGCACUCAGUUGUCAUUUGGUCUGGAAUCAAUUCUCUGGGACCAAAUUCCCCUUCUCUAAAAACCCCACAGAGAAGGUUCCGAGUCCAAGCGAGUCCAAGUCCUGACCCCCCAGGGGCCACCAGAUCCCCUUUCAGGCUUUGGGAGCACCCAUGGGUUGGGUUCCCCGAGUCCUGGCCCCUCUCCUCCAGGAGCCAAAACCAGGGAGUAAAGAAGGCCCAGCCUCUGGGCUGAAUGGCCCCCAGCCACCCAACCUGAAAUUUCCAUGAGUGUCCCUGCAGCCCCUCCCUGACCCCCAGCCACUGCCCUAGGGGACCUGCUGACAGCCCCCAUAGACACUGCCCGCAGCACCCCACAGGUACCCAAGUGCCUUUCAAACCAAGCCGCUGUCAUGAGUUUGGGUUCUCCCACCAUCUGCCUGUCUGAAGGCCAGCUCUCUGUUCACUUCUUUGGGGACAAAAAUGCAUUUUCAUCCCCAAAGGACCUCACACCUGCAGAGACAGAAGCUGCUGCCCCAUGCCUGCCCCUCCUUCCAAAGGCUGACCCUUCCAAGCUGGCUUCUUUCCUUCUGGCCACACAGGCACUCCCCCUCUGUCAGGCUUCGUGCUUCGGUCCUCAGACCAUCAGCCCCUCCCAGCAUGGCUUUUGCUCUCUCUGCGCUGCCCACCUCAGCCCCACUGAGGAAUGUCCCCUAACCCAGCUCUGCUUGCCACAUACACCAGGGACCCGCAGCGUUGGCAUCCCCCGAGAGCCUCUACCCCAGACCUCUGGAAUCGGCAUCUCCGAGGUGGGCCCAGCAAGCGGUUUUAGCAUGUCCUCCAGAGGAUUCUGACGCCCGCUAAGACUCGGAACCAGUGCUCUGAUAGGCUACUCCCCGAAAGCGCAGCAGAGUGCCGUAGCAGGGCAGGUCCUGGUCCUGAGGGCACGCAGAGGGUGACCUAGGAAAAGACCCCUCCCUGAGCGCUGGCAUCCCCACCUGCUCAAUGGGCCGGUUGGCCCAGCUGGUCUCAGAGCUCCCGUCCAGCUCUGCCAUUCUGGGAUUUUAGACAUGGACCGCUGCCACCGAGGCAGUGGGCGGGACAGUUUUCAACUUAAAUCCAAACUCUCCGCCCUAACCCCAGCCUUGCAGUCACACCAGAGGUCAAAAGCAGAAGGGAGGCAGGUCACUGCCUUCCCUCUGACCAGGAGAACCACUGUCCCCACCCUGCUCCCCUCCUCCCCUCUUCCUUGGCUCCCGCCACCGGACACAGCCCAGGCCUCCGGCCUCCAUUGCCCGAGCUUUCACAGGGGUGAGGUCUGCAUGCCCACACCUCAGCCCCCAUCCAACGGGAGCCCUGGAGACACACUGAAAGAUUGUAUUGGAACUGGCUACCACAGUGGGAGUGCUGGUCGACCAGGGAAUUCUGAUGCAUUUAAAAUAGGAUUCGCAUUCAAAGCAAGUGCUGGCUCAGAAGCUCCUGUGGGAACAGGCUGAUGGGGCCGCAGCCUGGCUGUGAUGACUGUCUUGGCAACUGCAAGGCAGCACCUGGACCACCACUCAUAUCCUCAUCCCUCAGCCUCACCCUGAUUUGGGCAGUGCCCACCAGCUUCCAGCCCCACAGCGCUUGCUCCCUGCAGAGUGCUUGCCACGGGUUUUAUAACAAAGGGCUGUUCUGCCCUCUCUGCAUUUAUCCAGCUUCUAAUAAAGAUGUGAAUGGUCAAA